Molecule: messenger RNA, 648 nt
Organism: Amphiprion ocellaris (clown anemonefish)
Lineage: Eukaryota; Metazoa; Chordata; Actinopteri; Pomacentridae
Product: type-4 ice-structuring protein LS-12-like
Exons: 4
Coding region: 109-471 (120 amino acids)
Source: RefSeq, a predicted model, not a curated record
UUCACAUUCUCAUGGGGCUGCUGGACUAUAAAAAGUGGGAGAAACCUGGAUGAAGGCACCAUCCGGUCCAAAUCUUCCUGCAGUACAGGUCUUAUCCAGUCAGCAGUCAUGAAAUUCUCCCUCAUCGCCGCCGUCGUCGUGCUCGCUCUGGCACAAGGAAGCUUCGCUCAGGAUGCCACUGAUCUUGAGAAGCUCAGUCAGUACUUUGAGGACAUGAAGACCAAAAUGACUACAGAGCUGACUGCGAUCAUGCAGAACCAGGAUUUUGCCAACCAGGCUGAGACCGUCAGGACCCAGCUGGAGCCCCUGGCCACUAAGCUGAAGGAGGUUGCCACCAACAUCGAGGAGCAGCUCAAGCCCCUGACCGACAACAUCCAGGCCCAGGCCCAGCCCAUGGUGGACAACUUCCAGAAGCAGAUGGAGGCCAUCUUCCAGAAGGUGACAGAGCACACCAAGGCCCUCGCCAACUAAAUCAGCUUCCAAAAGACUCAAACUUGCCCCCGCAACACCAUCUCCCGUCGUGGGCCGAGUUAACGGAGCUCCUUGCGUCUGAAGGCUGAGCCUGAGUUCAUGGAGCCUAAAACGUGUUUCAGUGCUUGCUGACGUUGACAUCUGUGCCAUAAAGCGUAAUAAAAACAUGGAACACAA